AUGGCCCCAUCAGAAGAAGCAGAUAACGAUGUAUCUCAAGCACCCGCGUCUAAACGGCGUCGCGUCGCGGUCGCCUGCGAUGCAUGCCGAACGCGCAAGUCCCGUUGUGACGGGGUGAGACCGCGAUGCUCGCUAUGUCGAGAUCUGGGAUUUGAAUGUGUAUAUACGCCACCGCCGACUGCGACAAAUGUUAUUGUACAGAAGGAUUAUCUGCGUGGGCUUGAGGAGAGGGUGAAAAGGUUGGAAGAAGGGAUGGUCGGGGUUAGAGGGGACAUUGAUGGCCUAGUUGGGAGGGUUGAUGGUGCGCAGGGCCAGAGUGUUGCCACUGGAGACGGAAGCUCGAGUACCAGCUUGCAAACUGCGAGGAGAGUUGAGGAUGAUGGACAGAGAUUGGCCGUGGUGCCUGUGCCAAAUUUGAUUGGGACGGAGGAUUCGGUCGAUGCGAUGGGUGCAGUGACUUUUGCUGAUGAGGAGGAUUCGGGAUUCUUCGGUUUGACCAACCCCAAGUCUUAUACUGAUCGUGCAAUGGCUGAUAACUGCUGGGCAGGGCCUUCAUCUAAUAUUGCAUUUUUGAGACACCUCUCCAGAGCAGUCGUGCAGCAAGGCUAUCUUUUAUCACCCGGCGCAGCGGAAGGAGGGUUCGUCAAUGCAUCACGACCACCUUCUCCACCACGCCAAACGCCUCAUGAUCAACGAUCAAAAGUCAACAUAUUUGCACUGCCUCCCCAGUCGGAGACAUUGGCGCUGAUACAGCGGUACUUUUCUGAAACGGGGUUGCUAUUCCCUUACAUAUACCCGCCCACCUUUUUGGAGACGUAUCACCAAAUGACACGAGAGAAUUUUACAAAAGUACGGAGAACGUGGCUUGGCUUGUUGAACAUGGUUCUGGCUAUGGCGACCAUCACUGCUAUGCCUGGUGGCGCGAGAGCUGAUGCCAGGAUCUCCGAGUCGGAUGUCUUCUAUCAACGUGGUCUGGGGUUGUGUGGGAGCGAGAUCUUACGAGGGACGACUCUAGAAGUUGUGCAAUUCCUUCUCCUCAUGGGUCAAUAUCUGCAAGGCACGCAAAAGUCAGUCCAGGCUUGGACUGUUCAUGGAUUAGCAGUCAAAGCUGCCCUACAGCUUGGAUUGCAGUCAAGAAAUGCCUCCAAGUCUUUUCCACCACUCGAACAGGAGACACGCAAGCGAAUUUGGUACGGUUGCGUAGUGCUUGAUAGGACUCUGAGUAUGACCUUCGGAAGACCUAGCUCCAUUCCAGAUUAUUACGUGAGACUCGAGCUACCAUCAAAACGAGAUUUCGAAAGGUCAUCUGCCUUUGUGGAUGACGAGACCUCCUAUCUGAGCGUGUCCUUUUUCAACUCAACCAUCACCUUAUACAAACAACUCUGGAACAUCCUCGACCUCCUCUACGGUCAAAACAUAGGCUGUGAUACCCCUCUCUCCGUCAGCGAAACAGUCGCCCACAUCUUCAGCAUGGAACAACACCUCUUCACCUGGGAACGCUCCCUGCAUCCAUCCCUCCAACUCGUAUCCACAACAAUCCUAAACGGAAUGCCCCUGGAUCAAACAUCCCCCAGCCCUCAAUACUUCUCCUGGAAAUUCCGCGUCAUUCUUACUCUCCGAUAUCUUAAUCUGCGGGUUCUCUUGCAUAGACCUGUGUUGGUGAAAUUCAUCGCUGCGAGUCGAUAUCCCGAUCGUGAUCAGCAGGAUUUGAAAAUUCUGCAGCAGAUUGGGAUGAAUAGUAUGCAGAUUGUCACGGAGUCGGCGAUGGAGAUUAUUGAUAUUGUUUCGAGGGUUGUUUUGGAGCCGGGGUGGAAGCAGAGUUUGUUGGGGGCUUGGUGGUUUUCGUUAUAUUAUACAUUCAAUGCGGCGGUUGUGCUUAUCGGAGCUGUUUGGGUUUAUCGGGAUACAGCCCUUUGCAACGCUUCGAUGACCGCCCAAGCCAAGAAAGUGCAGCAGUACCCAGCCCGGGCAGUGAUGGCCCUAUCAAAGCUGGACGAUGGAAAUCGAUUGAUCGACCGGUGUCGCUAUUCCCUGGAGCAAUUCAAUAAGAUACUGGUUGACCCUGAAGCAGAUCUUGAAGGCUUGAUGCCUACAUUGCCAGCUCUGGCGAGUGCUCGAGGCUCCAAUCCGGCCGCUGAUUUUAGCCUUUCACCGAUUGGAAUGGAGCUUGGGGAAUUUAUGAUGGAUGAUGAUCUUGUUGCGAUGAUUGAUAAGCAUGGUCUUUUACCACAUGAUGCAGGAUCAGCUUAUCCUUUAUGA
This is a messenger RNA of Penicillium subrubescens, 2259 nucleotides long. RefSeq names its product putative C6 transcription factor. NCBI's taxonomy places the organism in Eukaryota, Fungi, Ascomycota, Eurotiomycetes, Eurotiales, Aspergillaceae. Gene Ontology annotation, molecular function: DNA-binding transcription factor activity, RNA polymerase II-specific; RNA polymerase II cis-regulatory region sequence-specific DNA binding; zinc ion binding. The record is from RefSeq and is a predicted model, not a curated record. Gene Ontology annotation, biological process: DNA-templated transcription; positive regulation of transcription from RNA polymerase II promoter by galactose. The transcript is spliced from 6 exons. Gene Ontology annotation, cellular component: nucleus. Bases 1 to 2259 code for a protein of 752 amino acids.